Molecule: messenger RNA, 2191 nt
Organism: Ipomoea nil (Japanese morning glory)
Lineage: Eukaryota; Viridiplantae; Streptophyta; Magnoliopsida; Solanales; Convolvulaceae
Exons: 7
Coding region: 106-2022 (638 amino acids)
Source: RefSeq, a predicted model, not a curated record
CGUUACAGUCCUCUCCUGUCUUUCAAAAUUUCCCAAACUUAGCCGUUAAAGUUCUGUAAACCUUCAACCGCCUCUCUGCUCUGUUUCCGGCAACUCGUCGCAACAAUGGCCGGACAUCCAGCUUUCACCGCCGCAGAAAUGGCGGUAGACAAAGGCCUCGGCUACCCCAAAGCCUAUGCGAAGCUCUGUAAAGACCCAAGCCUUUCACCUCUAUUCACUUUCGUUCCUUCUGCUACCCAGGAGGCUUCCAGAGCGAAGGAAUUGGAUGAGAUGUUUCCGAUCGUUGAUCCAAAUGCAAAGCCUGCUAUAAAGCCCAAGAUGUUUGUCAGUCUUCUCUGGAAGCAACUCAACCACCUUGGGAAUGCUGGAUUUGACCCUAACAUGUUUCGGAUUGACCCAUACGGAAAUGUUCUGUAUUAUCAUGCUGAUUCAGCUUCACCUCUGGCCUGGGGCAUUCAUCACUGGUUUCCUAUUUCAAGAGGAGGAUUGACUGUUCCAAGAAAUCUAAGGAUUUUACAGUGGCAAGUCUGCAAGAAGAAGCAUAACCAGCUUGAAUUUCUCAUUCCAUGGUGGGAUCUUCAAGUUGGUAUCUCCAUUAACCAGUUCUUAUCCAUCUUUGCCUCAUCAAACUCAGAUUUCAGGCACAGGGCAUUUUCAUGGCUGUUUUCUGAAGGUGAAAGUGAGGAGUUGAAUACCUCACAGACAGGAAUAGGAUGUGUGGCUCCUCCAGCUGCUGUUGUUCUUGCUCGGAGAGAAUCCCGCGACACUUCAUCAGCUCUCAAGUCAUUAGACAUCAACAAAAGACCGAGAUCAUGCAUCCCUAUAAUAGCUUCCAAGAAACUGAACUCCGAUCUGAAAGAAAACGAGGACCCUGGAAUGGGAUGCAAUCCAUAUGAGGCCAUUGUGAUUGCUAGAGAUUCUCUGAGACAGUGGGAAGAAACUGAAAAGAUGCAGGCUGAAAUACAGAAGCUAGAUGAUGAAGAGAAUAGUAAAUUGAGAGUGGAAGAUUUGGAAUUAAUUCUGACGAAGAAAAGGCGGCGUGCUGAGAAGUGUCGCAAGCUAGCAGAGGCACAGACUUCAUACAAAGCAAUGCUCGAGAAGAUGAUUCGCGAUGCCAUGCACCAGAGUGUGGUGUAUGGAGAACAAGUGAGGCUGAACCAGGCAGCAAGUAAAUCCCUGAUGGCAAGGCUUGAAGCUCAAAGAGCAAUCUGUAAUUCUGCAGAGAAAGAACUGCACUACAAGUAUAAGCAGAGAGAUGAGUUAGAGAAACAGGUAAGACCUGAGUGUGAACAGACCAGGAAGAGAUCACUACUGGACGAUUUCCUUGAAGAGAACAACUUUUUUUAUUUGCCCGAAAGAACACAAUUGCAGAUGGAGAUGGAUGAUAACAUGAUGUUACACUUGGCAGGCAGAGAUUCUAAGGACAGUGUUCAUAAGGAACUGAGGGCGUUCUUGAUGGAAGAGCAGAAAGCAUCAUUACCAGCACGACAAUUAUCAGCAAUUGAAGAGCAAGAAGCCGUUUAUGGAAUCUGUACAGAAGAACCUGAGGAUGAAGAAAUGCUUGAGAAUCUGGAAAUGCAAGGCGGGACGCCAUGCAAAUUUCAGUUUCCAGUUCUUAAUGAAUCAGAAAGAGAGGAAGAGGAUGAUGAAGAGAGUGGAAAACAGCGCGGGAAAGGAAAUGUGGAAAAAUGGCUUCAGAUGCUGUUGGAGGAGAAUAAUGCAGAAAUAAUAGAUAAAGUUUGCAGGACAGAUGAAAUAAUAGAGAAGCUGAAUCUCAAAUACCCUCACAUUGAGAUCAAAUCCUCAAGCGUUCAAGAACCGAAUCAACAGUUAGGAGUGGAAAACAAAAGCAACACAGUUAGGAGGAUGCCAUCUCUGAUCUUGAGUGGCAUGAAGAAGAGAGGGAAGAAGCAGCCCUCAGUAACCAGAGGCAGUGAUGCUGAUGAAGAUCGAGCAGCAGGAGGGAACAGUAACUUCAUUAAAGCAUCCAUCAAAACAAUCAUAAAGGCAGUGAAGAUAUAAAGUCAAUCAAGUCAUGUUGAUUGCACUAGUUUCCCAACCCCGGCCCCGCUCUCAAACACUACAUAAUUGUGUGAUUUUUAGACGGUUUUGGAUUGAUUUCUAUCCUACUCUGUAAUAUUCAUUGUGAGUCAUGUGUAAUAUAUCAAGGUCAUCAGGAAGGACUUUCUAA